Messenger RNA from Jatropha curcas, 678 nucleotides. The record is from RefSeq and is a predicted model, not a curated record. NCBI's taxonomy places the organism in Eukaryota, Viridiplantae, Streptophyta, Magnoliopsida, Malpighiales, Euphorbiaceae.
UCCCUUCCAUUCUCACCAUUCCCCCAUCGACAGCAAAAACACAUCCAUCAAAUCUUCUUAAGCGAUAUACAAAUUAGAAAUGGCUCUGAUUCCAAGUUUCUUCGGUAACUCGCGAAGCAGCAUUCUCGAUCCUUUCUCUGCUUUCGACGUUUGGGAUCCAUUCAAAGACUUUCCAUUCAAAGACUUCCGCUUCCCUCAUCUUCUUCAAUCCACUCGCAUAGACUGGAAAGAGAACAAAGCUCAAUUCUUCAAAGGCCUGAUCUCCUGGGCUCAAGAAAGAAGAGUGAAGGUAGAGGUUGAAGAUGAUGAGAGUUCCUUCCAAAUCAGCGGAGAGAGGAAUGGGAGAAAAAAAGACAAGAACGAUACGUUGGCAGAGCGUAGCAGUGGCAAGUUCUUGAGGAGGUUCAGGCUGCCGGAGAAUGCAAAGAUGGAUCAAGUGAAGGCUUCAAUGGAAAAUGGAGUUCUUACUGUGACUGUUCCUAAGGAGGAAAUCAAGAAACCUGAUGUGAAGGCUAUUGAGAUUUCUGGCUGAGUUCUACAAAUAUGAGCAUUAAAAUGAAUGUUCUAAGAGAGAUUCAGAAGUUGUUUGAUGUAAUAAAUUAAUGAACAAAGAUGGAGUCUUGAGUUGUAAAAUCUACUUUCAAUUUUUUUAAAUUUCCAACAGCUGAAUUUCACAAA